Messenger RNA from Impatiens glandulifera, 1756 nucleotides. RefSeq names its product common plant regulatory factor 1-like. The record is from RefSeq and is a predicted model, not a curated record. Gene Ontology annotation, cellular component: nucleus. The transcript has 12 exons. Lineage: Eukaryota; Viridiplantae; Streptophyta; Magnoliopsida; Ericales; Balsaminaceae. Gene Ontology annotation, biological process: regulation of DNA-templated transcription. Bases 233 to 1375 code for a protein of 380 amino acids. Gene Ontology annotation, molecular function: sequence-specific DNA binding; DNA-binding transcription factor activity.
UCUUUCUUCUUCACUUUCUAGAGAGAGAAACUGUAAAGCUAUAAUGUACAUGUAGACUGAGUGCGCCAAUCAAAACGCUUUCUUUUCUCAUUUUCACGUCAUCGGAGCGAUUUUCUAGCUACUGCGUAUCUCUGAUUUCCGGCAAAUCUUAGGAUCUCGCUCUUUUUCUGCGCCAAAAGCUUGAGAUAAUUAAAAAGGAGAACAUCUCAAAAGGGUAACUGUAGAACUCGCAAUGGGAAAUGGUGAGGAGCCUAAGUCUGAGAAAGCCAUUCCACCUCCAGUGGAUCAGACUAAUGUCCAUGCCUAUCCAGAUUGGGCGGCUAUGCAGGCAUAUUAUGGGCCCAGGGUUGCUAUUCCCCAGUACUUCAAUUCAACUGUUGCAUCUGAUCAUGCACCUCACCCUUACAUGUGGGGACCAGCACAGCCUAUGAUGCCACCUUACGGAAUACCUUAUGGGGCAAUCUAUGCACAUGGAGGCAUUUAUGCCCAUGCCCAUCCUGGAGUUUCUUUUGCUCCAACACUGGAUGUUGAAACCCCUACUAAGUCAACAGAUAAUACUGAUCAGGGUUUGAUGAAGAAGAAAUUGAAAGGAUUUGAUGGUCUAACUAUGUCUAUAGGCAAUGGCAAUGCUGACAGUGCUGAUACUGGGGCUAACCGUAAUGAUUCUCACAGCAGUUCGGAAUCAGAUGGCUCAAGUGAUGGAAGUAUUGGAAAUGCAGCAGGGGCACCACGAAAAGGUAAAAAGCGAAGUCGAGAAGAGACACCAACAACUGAUGGAGAUGGAAACACUGAAACACAGAAGUCUCAAGUCCCAGUUGGGAUAGAAAUUGGCGCUGUUGGAGGAAAUUUUAUAAAACUAGAGCUUGGAAACCCUUCUAGCUUGGCUGUACAGGCUACAACAAAUUCUUUGCAACCUUGUGCCACAAUGGCAACUGAAACCUGGUUAAAGAAUGAUAGGGAGCUGAAAAGGGAGAGGAGAAAACAGUCCAACCGAGAAUCUGCAAGGAGGUCCAGAUUGAGGAAGCAGGCUGAAGCUGAGGAACUUGAAAAAAGAGUUGAUGCGCUCUCCACCGAGAAUGCCUCCCUCAAAUCUGAAAUCAAUUUCCUAACAGGAAAUUCGGAGAAACUGAAGCUGGAGAAUGUUGCACUAACCGAGAAGCUAAACAGGACUCAACCAGAGAAAAGAGGAGGAGAUGUGGAAGGUCCCAAAUGGGCACCUGUGAGUACGGAGAAUCUCCUGGAAAGAGUCGACAAAUCGGGUCCUCCUCCGGAUAUAAGCAACGUGGAAAUUUUCAAGAAAAAAACUAACUCUGGCAUGAAACUUCGACAGCUGCUGGACUCUAAACCCAGAGCUGACGCUGUAGCCGCAAGUUGAUGGAGCCAGGCCAGGUUGGUUUGAAGGUGGAAUAUUUAAAUUAAUCUAAUUAAGUGUAGUUUUGGCAUAGUUUUAAGCCCAAAAUUUGCUUUGCUAACUUUUUGGGAGAGGAGCCUAAAAAAAGUUUAGCUGGAUUAUCAUCAUAGGAAGAAGCAAACAAGACUUGUUUUUGUUUUUGUUUUACUUACAUGCAGUGAAGCUGUGAAAUGUAAUGGUGAUUUGCAUGUCCAAAUAUGUAAUAGUGAUUAUCACAUCCAGACUUGGUUAGGCUCCAUUUGGUUUGCUUUGGUUUGUACAGGUUGGUGGGGAUAAUAUAAACUUUAUCUAGUAGAGUGUUGUUUGGAUGAUAAUUUAUAAUAUGAGAAUACUAAGUUUCAAGCU